AUGAACUUAUCCAAGGGAACUGCAGCAGCGUACUGCUCGGGGUACUCAGAGGACGUUGACGUCAUACGAGAGCGCGAGUAUCCCUUGCUCAAAGAUACAACGUAUCUCGAUCAUGCAGGAACUACGCUUUAUGCGAACUCCUUGAUCCACUCGUUCGGCCGUGAUUUGACGGGGAAUCUGUAUGGAAAUCCGCAUUCCAUGUCUGCUUCGUCCCAGCUCUCGGCACAGCGCGUGGACGAUAUUCGCCUUCGGGCACUUCGUUUCUUUAAUGCGGACCCGGACGAGUUUGACCUUGUUUUCGUGGCAAAUGCUACUGCCGGGAUUAAAUUGGUUGCAGACGCUUUGCAAAAUUCGCCGCAAGGGUUCUGGUACGGGUAUUAUGUGGAUGCUCAUACGAGCCUGGUUGGAGUGCGGGAGCUUGCAAAGAUGGGAUCCAGGUGCUUCGUAAAUGAAGACGAGGUGGAUUCCUGGAUUUCGGGACUGGGGUCUCGGAGAGAAGAAUCACUUGGGUUAUUUGCGUACCCUGCGCAGUCGAACAUGAAUGGGCGUCGUGUUCCAAUGCGAUGGUGCGAGCAGAUACGUGCGCAAAAGGAAAAUGCAGACAACAUGAUCUACACGCUUCUUGAUGCGGCAUCCUUCGUCUCAACAUCUCCACUUGAUUUAAGCAAAAUAGCGGCCGCCCCGGAUUUUACAGUACUCAGCUUCUACAAAAUAUUCGGGUUUCCUGACCUCGGUGCGUUGAUCGUCCGCAAAAGUUCUGGAGAUGUGUUCAAGCACCGGAAGUUUUUUGGGGGUGGCACGGUAGACAUGGUUCUGACGGACGGGAAUCCGUGGCAUGCGAAAAAGCAAUCUUCCAUCCAUCAGAGCUUGGAAGAUGGGACACUCCCGUUUCACAGCAUAAUCGCUCUGGAUUCGGCAUUUGAGACACAUGGUCGGCUGUUUAGGUCUAUGGAGAACGUCGCUUCCCAUACGCGUUUCCUAGCCAAGCGACUGCGUGACCGGAUGAAUGCGUUGAAGCACUACAACGGAACGAAAGUCUGUCAGCUGUAUAUGUCGCCUAACUCUAGCUACGACGAUGCCUCUUCACAGGGUCCGAUUCUUGCUUUCAACUUGCGAAACAGUCGGGGCAUGUGGAUCGGUAAAUCAGAAGUCGAAAGGCUAGCGAGCAUCAAGAACAUCCAGAUCAGAUCCGGAACGCUUUGUAACCCAGGGGGUACAGCGUUAAGCCUAGGUUGGACAGGGGCGGAUAUGCUUCGCCACUUCUCAGCCGGAAUGCGGUGCGGAGAUGACCACGACAUCAUGGAUGAAAGGCCGACUGGAAUACUACGGAUCAGCUUAGGUGCUAUGAGCAGUCUAACGGAUGUCGACACUUUCAUUGCAUUCCUUGAGGAAUUUUACGUGGACAAGCCUCCUGAAGGACUCCCGGUACCCCUGACAGGGAACGUCUCCCUGCAUCAGCCCAGCUUCUACGUGGAAAGCCUCUCCGUAUAUCCUAUCAAAAGCUGCGGGGCGUUCCGAAUUCCGGAUGGCCAGCGGUGGGAAGUGCGGAGGGAAGGCCUAGCUUGGGACCGGGAAUGGUGUCUCGUGCACCAAGGUACUGGCAUAACCCUCAACCAGAAGAGAUACCCUCGCAUGGCACUGAUCCGGCCAACUCUUGAUCUUGAGCGUUGUCUUUUACGUAUUACUUGCGGAGAAGCCAAUUCUCGAGAUGGGAAAACGUUAGAAAUCUCGCUCAAUCGCAUCGGCACAAACUCUCUCACGACAUCUCUGUGUCAGAACGCUUCCAAGCCCUCUACAGUCUGCGGAGAUAAAGUCGUCCUCCAAGCAUAUACGUCCCCGGCAGUCUCGAGGUUCUUCACUGACUUCCUCGGCGUACCCUGCACACUAGCAAGGUUUCCACCGCAAUCAUCAACUAGAUUCCACUCUCGAGCCACUGCCGCGAUAAAUAGGGACCAGAAUUAUAGUCAGAAGCAGAGCCCCAGCAUGCCAGGCUCAUUCCCCCAAGCACCUUCCUCACCAGAUCCGUACCCGACUCCCAUUCUUCUAUCUAAUGAAAGCCCCCUUCUACUCAUAUCCCGCUCAUCUGUGAACCGUCUGAAUGAAUCCAUUAAAUCUGCUUCCCAACCCUGCUCAAAUCCGGGCAGCGCCGCCAGCAAGAAAGCAGUCGCUGCAGACGUCUUCCGCGCCAACGUCGUUGUUGCUGAAAACAUCUCGACAGCGGAGCGGCCGUAUAUCGAGGAUACCUGGGCGUCGUUGAGCAUCGGCUCGGGACCUGAGCAGCUGCGUUUCGACGUUCUUGGCUCUUGCGAGCGUUGCCAAAUGGUCUGCGUGGACCAAUAUACCGGGCAGCGGGGCGACGAGCCUUAUGCAACACUGGCUAAAACUAGGAAAAUCGAUCGAAAAAUCUUGUUUGGGAGACAUAUUUCACCUGUUGGCAGGCCCAAGGAUGCAGAAAAUGGGUGUUUGGGAACGAUUAUGGUUGGUGAUGCUGUUACGCCAUCGUAUGACAAUGAAUCAUGA
Messenger RNA from Aspergillus nidulans FGSC A4, 2520 nucleotides. RefSeq names its product protein hxB (gene hxB). Lineage: Eukaryota; Fungi; Ascomycota; Eurotiomycetes; Eurotiales; Aspergillaceae. Gene Ontology annotation, molecular function: molybdenum ion binding; molybdenum cofactor sulfurtransferase activity; pyridoxal phosphate binding. The transcript has 2 exons. Gene Ontology annotation, biological process: Mo-molybdopterin cofactor biosynthetic process. The record is from RefSeq and is a predicted model, not a curated record. The coding region runs from base 1 to 2520 and encodes 839 amino acids.